GUGAAAGAGCUUGUGCUUGACAACUGUCGGUCAAAUGAGGGUAAAAUUGAGGGCCUCACUGAUGAGUUUGAGGAACUGGAAUUUUUAAGCACGAUCAACGUCGGCUUGACAUCAGUUGCCAAUUUGCCUAAGCUUAACAAACUCAAAAAGCUCGAGCUUAGUGAUAACAGAAUCUCCGGUGGUCUGGAGGUACUGGCAGAGAAGUGUCCCAACCUCACCCAUCUCAACCUCAGUGGCAACAAAAUUAAAGACCUCAGCACCAUCGAACCCCUGAAAAAAUUGGAAAGCCUCAAAAGUUUAGACUUGUUCAACUGUGAGGUGACAAACCUGAACGACUACAGAGAAAAUGUUUUCAAGCUGCUCCCUCAGCUGACAUAUCUCGACGGCUAUGACAAAGAGGAUAAAGAAGCACCAGACUCUGAUGCUGAAGCUUACGUUGAAGGCCUAGAUGAUGAUGAGGAUGAUGAAGAUGAGGGAGAAGAGGAGGAGUAUGAUGAAGAUGCAGCUCCAGGGGAUGAAGAUGAAGAAGAGGGGGAGGAGGAUGAUGAGGAAGAGGGAGAAGAGGAGGAAGAAGAGGACAUCAGUGGAGAGGAAGAGGAGGAAGAGGAGUUAAAUGACGGCGAGGUAGAUGAUGAGGAAGACUUUGAGGAGGAACGGGGUCAGAAGAGGAAAAGAGAACUGGAUGAGGAAGGGGAGGAAGAUGAGGACUGAACAUGGACUCCUCCCCCAUUGUGAUCUGACUGUUUAACCCCUGUAUAUCUGUCCUAUUGUCACUCUUCGAUGGUUUGGGGAGGUAUUCAAAUGGUAGGGGGUGGGGCUAGUAUAAACAAGGACACAGAUUAAAUAUUUGUUUUUAGCUUUUUUUUGUUGUUGAUGUUGUUGUUUUCUUUUGGUUUGGUUUGUACUUUCAGUUUGAUUCCCUUCAUUUUCUCCAAAAGCUCUUCAAAUGGCUGACAACACAGUGUGGAAAUUUAUUAUUGUUGGAAAACAGACCAGUAUACUCUUGUAAUUUUUUCCCUGUCUUUACUGUUGAUGCCUAAAUGCUGGUGAUGACUUAUGUAUUAAAAAAAAAAAAAACAACCAAAAACCUUUUAGAAGUGCAU
Molecule: messenger RNA, 1103 nt
Organism: Pimephales promelas (fathead minnow)
Lineage: Eukaryota; Metazoa; Chordata; Actinopteri; Cypriniformes; Leuciscidae
Source: RefSeq, a predicted model, not a curated record